AUGGUGGAGGUGGAAGUGAUGGAGGUUGGAGGUAGAAGUGAUAAGGCAGUGGUGGAGGUGAAAGUGAUGGAGGUGGAGGUGGAAGUGAUGGAGGCAGAGGUGAUAGAGGUGAUGAAGGUGGAAGUGAUGGAGGCAGUGGUGGAGGUGGAAAUGAUGAAGGCAGAGGUGAUGGAGGUGGAAGUGAUGGAGGCAGUGGUGGAGGCGGAAGUGGUGAAGGUGGAAGUGGUGAAGGUGGAAGUGACGGAGGUGGUGUUGGAAGAAGUGGAAAUGGACGUGAUGGAGGUUUUGGUGGUGAUGAGACCAGUGAUGGUGUUGGUUGCACUGAUGGAGGUGGUAGUGGAUUGGAACCGCACGUGGUACACCAGCAAUCCCGACUUCACCAAGUGCUUUCAGAACACCAUCCUUGUGUGGGUGCCUUGUUUUUACCUCUGGGCCUGCUUCCCCUUCUACUUCCUCUAUCUCUCCCACCAUGACCGGGGCUACAUUCAGAUGACACACCUCAACAAAGCCAAAACUGCCUUGGGGUUUUUGCUGUGGAUCGUCUGCUGGGCAGACCUCUUCUACUCUUUCUGGGAAAGAAGUCAGGGCAAGUUGCUGGCCCCUGUGUUUCUAGUCAGUCCAACGCUCCUGGGCGUCACCAUGCUGCUUGCUACCUUCUUAAUUCAGCUGGAGAGAAGGAAGGGAGUCCAGUCCUCAGGGAUCAUGCUCAUUUUCUGGCUGGUGGCCCUGCUGUGUGCUGCUGCCAUCUUGAGAUCUAAAAUCAUGACUGCCUUAGAAAAGGAUGCCGACGUGGACGUGUUUCGAGAUGCCACCUUCUACGGCUACUUCUUGCUUGUGUUGGUUCAGCUUGUGUUGUCCUGUUUCUCGGACCGUUCGCCCCUGUUCUCCGAAACCAUCAACGACCCUAAUCCUUGUCCGGAAGCUGGCGCCUCCUUCCUUUCGAGGAUCACCUUCUGGUGGAUCACAGGGAUGAUGGUCCAGGGCUACCGCCACCCGCUUGAGAGCUCGGACCUCUGGUCUCUAAACAGGGAGGACACAUCUGAACAGGUGGUGCCUGUUUUGGUGAAGAACUGGAAGAAGGAGUGUGCCAAGUCGAGAAAGCAGCCGGUGAAGAUUGUGUACUCCUCCAAGGACCCUGGCAAGCCCAGAGUAGGCUCCAAGACGGAUGUGAAUGAGGAGGCGGAGGCGCUGAUCGUCAAGUCCCCCCAGAAGGAGCGAGAGCCAUCGCUGUUUAAGGUGUUAUACAAGACCUUCGGGCCCUACUUCCUCAUGAGCUUCUUGUUUAAGGCGCUCCACGACCUGAUGAUGUUUGCAGGCCCAGAAAUCCUCAAGCUGCUCAUCAACUUUGUCAAUGACAAGGAGGCCCCCAACUGGCAGGGCUAUUUCUACACGGCGCUCCUGUUCAUCAGCGCCUGUCUCCAGACCCUUGUGCUGCACCAGUACUUCCACAUCUGCUUCGUCAGCGGCAUGAGGGUCAAGACCGCCGUCAUCGGGGCCAUCUACCGCAAGGCUCUUGUGAUCACCAACUCAGCAAGAAAGUCCUCCACGGUGGGCGAGAUCGUUAACCUCAUGUCUGUGGACGCCCAGCGCUUUAUGGACUUGGCCACAUACCUUAACAUGAUCUGGUCAGCCCCUCUGCAAGUCAUCCUAGCUCUCUACCUCCUGUGGGUGAACCUGGGUCCGUCUGUCCUGGCCGGGGUGGCUGUCAUGAUCCUCAUGGUCCCUGUCAAUGCUGUGAUGGCGAUGAAGACCAAGACCUACCAGGUGGCCCACAUGAAGAGCAAAGACAAUCGGAUUAAGCUGAUGAAUGAAAUUCUCAACGGGAUCAAGGUGCUAAAGCUUUACGCCUGGGAGCUGGCUUUCAAGGAGAAGGUGCUGACCAUCAGACAGGAGGAGCUGAAGGUGCUGAAGAAGUCUGCCUACCUGGGCGCCGUGGGCACCUUCACCUGGGUCUGCACACCUUUCCUGGUGGCCCUGUCCACGUUUGCCGUCUACGUGACAGUCAACGAGAACAACGUGCUGGAUGCCCAGAAAGCCUUCGUGUCCUUGGCUUUGUUCAACAUCCUGCGGUUCCCCCUGAACAUCCUCCCCAUGGUCAUCAGCAGUAUCGUGCAGGCCAGCGUGUCCCUGAAGCGCCUGAGAAUCUUCCUUUCUCACGAAGAGCUGGAGCCAGGAAGCAUCGAGCGGCAGCCUACCAAGGAAGGAAGCGGAUUGAACAGCAUCACCGUGAAGAACGCCACUUUCACCUGGGCCCGGAGCGAACCGCCCACGCUGCACAGCAUUUCCUUCUCGGUUCCCGAAGGUGCCUUGGUGGCCGUGGUGGGCCAGGUGGGCUGUGGAAAGUCAUCGCUGCUCUCUGCGCUGUUGGCUGAGAUGGACAAGGUGGAGGGGCACGUGGCUCUCAAGGGCUCAGUGGCCUACGUCCCCCAGCAGGCCUGGAUCCAGAACGAUUCCCUCCGAGAAAACAUCCUGUUUGGCCGUCAGCUGCAGGAGCGCUAUUACAAGGCCGUGCUCGAGGCCUGUGCCCUCCUCCCUGACCUGGAGAUGCUGCCCAGCAGGGACCAGACAGAGAUUGGCGAGAAGGGCGUGAACCUGUCUGGGGGCCAGAAGCAGCGCGUGAGCCUGGCCCGGGCUGUGUACUGUGAUGCUGACAUCUACCUCUUUGAUGAUCCCCUCUCAGCAGUGGAUGCCCACGUGGGAAAGCACAUAUUUGAGAACGUGAUGGGUCCCAAGGGAAUGCUGAAGAACAAGACGCGGAUCCUGGUCACCCACGGCAUCAGCUACCUGCCGCAGGUCGAUGUCAUCAUCGUCAUGAACAGCGGCAAGAUCUCCGAGAUGGGGUCCUACCAGGAGCUGCUGGCCCGGGACGGGGCCUUCGCUGAGUUCCUGCGCACCUACGCCAGCGCCGAGCAGGAGCAGGACACAGAGGAUGAAGGACAGACAGGGAGUGGUCCAGUGAGGGAAGGGAAGCUACUGGAGAACGGUGUGCUCGUGACGGACACAGCGGGGAAGCAACUGCAGAGACAGCUGAGCAGUUCUUCCUCCUACAGCGGGGACACGCGCAAGCCCCACCACAGCAGUACGGAGCUGCAGAAAGCUGGGAUGCAGAAGGAGGGCCCCUGGAAGCUGAUGGAAGCCGACAAGGCCCAGACGGGGCAGGUCAAGCUCUCCGUGUACUGGGACUACAUGAAGGCCAUCGGACUCUUCAUCUCCUUUCUGAGCAUCUUCCUCUUCCUGUGCAACCAUGUUGCCUCCCUGGCUUCGAACUACUGGCUCAGCCAGUGGACGGAUGACCCCAUCAUCAACGGGACCCAGGAGCACACCAAAGUCCGGCUGAGCGUCUAUGGAGCGCUGGGCAUUUCCCAAGGUUUCGCGGUGUUCGGCUACUCCAUGGCAGUGUCCAUCGGGGGCAUCUUCGCCUCCCGCCGCCUGCACCUGGACCUGCUGCACAACGUUCUCCGCUCGCCCAUGAGCUUCUUCGAGCGGACGCCCAGCGGGAACCUGGUGAACCGCUUCUCCAAGGAGAUGGACACGGUGGACUCCAUGAUCCCGCAGGUCAUCAAGAUGUUCAUGGGCUCCCUGUUCAAUGUCAUCGGCGCCUGCAUCAUCAUCCUGCUGGCCACUCCCAUCGCCGCCAUCAUCAUCCCGCCCUUGGGCCUGAUCUACUUCUUCGUCCAGAGGUUCUACGUGGCGUCCUCCCGGCAGCUGAAGCGCCUCGAGUCGGUCAGCCGCUCGCCCGUGUACUCCCACUUCAACGAGACCCUGCUGGGGGUCAGCGUCAUCCGCGCCUUCGAGGAUCAGGAGCGCUUCAUCCGCCAGAGUGACCUGAAGGUGGACGAGAACCAGAAGGCCUACUACCCCAGCAUUGUGGCCAAUCGGUGGCUGGCCGUGAGGCUGGAGUACGUAGGCAACUGCAUCGUGCUCUUUGCAGCCCUGUUUGCUGUCAUCUCCCGGUACAAACUCAGUGCGGGCUUGGUGGGCCUGUCCGUGUCUUACUCGCUGCAGGUGACCACAUACUUGAACUGGCUCGUGCGGAUGUCUUCGGAGAUGGAGACCAAUAUUGUAGCUGUGGAGAGACUCAAGGAGUAUUCAGAAACAGAGAAGGAGGCUCCCUGGCAAAUUGAGGAAACCGCUCCGCCCAGCACCUGGCCUCAGGUAGGCCAAGUGGAGUUCCUGGACUACGGGCUGCGCUACCGAAAGGAGCUGGACCUCGUGCUGAAGCACAUCAAUGUCACCAUCGAAGGGGGAGAGAAGGUUGGCAUCGUGGGCCGAACAGGCGCUGGGAAGUCAUCGCUGACGCUGGGCUUGUUUCGCAUCAACGAGUCGGCCGAGGGACGGAUCGUCAUCGACGGCGUGGACAUCGCCAAGAUCGGCCUGCACAAUCUCCGCUUCAAGAUCACCAUCAUUCCUCAGGAUCCCGUUGUGUUUUCGGGUUCCCUCCGCAUGAACCUGGACCCGUUCAACCAGUACUCUGACGAAGAGGUGUGGACAUCUUUGGAGCUGGCUCACCUGAAGAGCUUUGUGUCGGCCCUUCCGGAUAAGCUCAACCACGAGUGCGCGGAAGGCGGGGAGAACCUGAGCGUUGGACAGCGCCAGCUAUUGUGCCUGGCCCGGGCCCUGCUGAGAAAAACGAAGAUCCUGGUGUUGGACGAAGCCACGGCGGCCGUGGACCUGGAAACGGACGACCUCAUCCAGUCCACCAUCCGGACCCAGUUCGAGGGCUGUACCGUCCUCACGAUUGCACACCGACUCAACACCAUCAUGGACUACACUAGGGUGAUCGUCCUGGACAAAGGAGAGAUCCGGGAGUGCGGACCACCUGCUGACCUCCUGCAGCAAAGAGGCCUCUUCUACAGCAUGGCCAGGGACGCUGGCUUGGUGUGA
Molecule: messenger RNA, 4884 nt
Organism: Elephantulus edwardii (Cape elephant shrew)
Lineage: Eukaryota; Metazoa; Chordata; Mammalia; Macroscelidea; Macroscelididae
Gene: ABCC1
Product: ATP-binding cassette, sub-family C (CFTR/MRP), member 1
Exons: 32
Coding region: 1-4884 (1627 amino acids)
Biological process (GO): glutathione transmembrane transport; xenobiotic transport
Cellular component (GO): basolateral plasma membrane
Molecular function (GO): glutathione transmembrane transporter activity; ATP hydrolysis activity; ATP binding
Source: RefSeq, a predicted model, not a curated record